AUGGCUCCACGCAAGCGCACAGCUGCACACAGUGACGCCGCCGCCGUCCCCAGCCGCGCCCUCCCGACCGAACUCAUCCUCCGCGUCUUCAGCUUCAUCGACGAAACCGCAAUCGCCGACCGUCGCGCCGCCUACCGCGCCCUCGCACUCGCCAGCAAGCAUUUCUACUCGCUCGCACAGCCCCGCCUCCACCGCGCCAUUUGCGCCGACAUCAUCUUCGCCGUUCGACGCCGCGACCCUGUCCUCGAGUCGACUUUCCACGCCCUCGACAAGUCGCCCGAGCUCGCGGCAUGCGUCGAAACUCUCGAGCUCACGGUCAAGGCGGGCAACCUCGGAGAAAGGACGGGAGGAAUGGCGAAGAGUCGUAUCCCGGCGAUGCCCAACCUGCGCAAGGUCGUCGUCAAGCCCGAAGUGCCAAACAAGUGGAGCUACCAGACCCCCCUCAACCUCGUCCUCGUCGCCCUUGGCUCCGCCGCGCCAAAGAUCGAGUCGCUCGACCUCAGCGGCCUCCCCGUCGGUCCCGACGAAUCCGCAGCGCCGUUCCCGGCCUGGCAUCGUCGCUGGUACCAGACGGACGACAUUUCGCGCGCCCUGUUCGAGUUUUGUUGGCAGGGCAAACGCCUCCGAGACGCUUUCCCGAAGCUCCGUGAGCUCAAGCUGGCGAAGAACGGAUGGAGGCGGUUGUCGGAUGGUCAAUGGCUUGUCAAGGAUCUCAAGGACUAUGGUGUCAAGGUCGUCCUCGUGUGA
Rhodotorula toruloides NP11 is the source of this 747-nucleotide messenger RNA. RefSeq lists its product as uncharacterized. The coding region runs from base 1 to 747 and encodes 248 amino acids. The record is from RefSeq and is a predicted model, not a curated record. NCBI's taxonomy places the organism in Eukaryota, Fungi, Basidiomycota, Microbotryomycetes, Sporidiobolales, Sporidiobolaceae. The transcript has a single exon.